Messenger RNA from Arabidopsis arenosa, 2455 nucleotides. The record is from the annotation of a GenBank genome assembly. Lineage: Eukaryota; Viridiplantae; Streptophyta; Magnoliopsida; Brassicales; Brassicaceae.
GUCAUAAUUGGCUCCUGAAUUAAUCCGACGGUCACCAGUCCCACUAAGGUCUCAGCUAUGAAAUGAAUAUUUAAAAAGAAGAAACACGAACAUAGAGAGGCAGGCAACAGCAGCAAAUCUCUCUAAAAAAUGGCGUCUCUGACUUCAUCAUCACAGGCUUCUUUCCUCUCUCGACCUUCAUCGAAUCGUUCUUCUCCUCCCCUCCUUCCUACGGAUCACCAUGUUUCCCUUUCUCCGCGAGAUCUCCCUUCUUUUUCCGCUCUCAGAGCCUCCUUCACUCGAUCUUCCUCCCCUACGCUCCGCCGCAGCCGCCUCCUUCCGAUAUCCGCCGCCGCGACUGACGUGUCGCUGGUAGACACAUCGGUCAAUACGAUCAGGUUCCUGGCGAUCGAUGCGGUCGAGAAAGCCAAAUCGGGUCACCCGGGACUGCCUAUGGGAUGUGCCCCAAUGGGUCAUAUAUUGUUCGACGAGGUGAUGCAAUACAACCCGAAGAACCCUUACUGGUUCAACAGAGAUCGUUUCAUUUUGUCUGCUGGUCACGGUUGCAUGCUCCAGUACGCCCUGCUUCACCUCGCUGGCUACGACAGUGUCAGGGAAGAUGAUUUGAAGAAUUUUCGUCAGUGGGGAAGUAGGACUCCAGGACAUCCCGAGAAUUUUGAGACUCCUGGUGUUGAAGUCACCACUGGUCCACUUGGGCAAGGAAUUGCAAAUGCUGUUGGUUUGGCACUUGCGGAGAAGCAUUUGGCUGCCAGAUUCAACAAACCUGGCAAUGAGAUUGUCGACCAUUACACGUAUGCUAUUCUCGGAGAUGGAUGUCAGAUGGAAGGAAUUGCAAAUGAAGCUUGUUCUCUUGCAGGGCACUGGGGUCUGGGGAAGCUCAUUGCCUUUUAUGAUGACAACCACAUUUCUAUUGACGGUGACACGGAGAUUGCCUUUACCGAGAAUGUGGAAACACGUUUCCAGGGUCUUGGUUGGCAUGUUAUAUGGGUCAAGAAUGGAAACACCGGUUAUGAUGAAAUCCGUGCUGCCAUUAAGGAAGCUAAGGCUGUUAAAGACAAACCCACUUUGAUCAAGAUAACUACAACAAUUGGUUAUGGAUCACCAAACAAGGCAAAUUCUUACAGUGUUCACGGAAGUGCACUGGGUGAAAAAGAAGUUGAUGCUACCAGAAAGAAUCUUGGAUGGCCAUAUGGGCCUUUCCAUGUUCCUGAAGAUGUCAAGAGCCACUGGAGUCGUCAUAUCCCUAAAGGAGCUGCUCUCGAAACAGAAUGGAAUGCUAAGUUUGCUGACUAUGAGAAGAAGUACCCACAAGAAGCUGCAGAACUGAAAUCUUUAAUUACUGUUAACUUACCUACUGGCUGGGAAAAAUCAUUGCCGACUUACACGCCCGAGAGUCCUGCAGAUGCAACAAGAAACCUCUCCCAACAGUGUCUUAAUGCCCUUGCAAAGGUUCUUCCUGGGUUCCUCGGUGGGAGUGCUGACCUUGCUUCAUCCAACAUGACAUUGCUCAAAAUGUUUGGGGACUUCCAAAAGAACGCACCUGAAGAGAGAAACCUUAGGUUUGGUGUCAGGGAACACAGCAUGGGAGCUAUCUGCAAUGGCAUUACCUGUCACAGCCCGGGGCUCAUCCCUUACUGUGCUACAUUCUUUGUCUUCACAGAUUACAUGAGAGCUGCCAUCAGGCUCUCUGCCCUGUCUCAAGCAGGGGUUAUCUACGUAAUGACCCAUGAUUCAAUCGGUCUUGGAGAAGAUGGACCGACUCACCAGCCUAUAGAACAUGUGGCGAGCUUCCGUGCCAUGCCCAACAUCUUGAUGCUGAGGCCAGCGGAUGGAACUGAAACCGCUGGGGCAUACAAAGUUGCUGUAGAGAACAGAAAGAGGCCUUCAAUCCUGGCUCUGUCCAGACAAAAGCUGCCUCAUCUACCUGGAACUUCGGUUGAGGGAGUGGAGAAGGGGGGAUAUGUAAUCUCAGACAACUCCACAGGUAACAAACCAGACGUAAUCCUGAUGGGGACAGGGUCGGAGCUAGAGAUUGCUGCAAAGGCUGGAGAGAAGCUGAGAGAAGAAGGAAGAGCAGUGAGAGUAGUGUCACUGGUGAGCUGGGAGCUGUUUGAUGAACAAAGCGAAGAAUACAAAGAAAGUGUGUUACCUUCAGAGGUUUCAGCAAGAGUGAGCAUUGAAGCAGGGUCGACCUUUGGGUGGGAGAAGAUGGUUGGCUCCAAAGGAAAAGCCAUCGGUAUAGACAGUUUUGGAGCAAGUGCACCAGCCGAUGUGCUGUACAAGAAAUUUGGACUCACGGUUGAUGCGGUUGUUGCAGCCGCUAAAGACCUUUGCUAAGCUAAGCUCUCUAUUGCACAACAUCAUCAUAAAAGACAUUUUCUACGUAGUGUUUGUGCCUUUCCACAUGCAUUUACCCGAACUCACUCACUAGUCACUAUAAAUCAAUAUCGUUAAU